AUGAUGACCAGAGGUCUCAAGGUAGCUGCGUGCCAGAAGCCCCAGAUGAGGCCUGUGAUGAAGGAGGGAUCUAUGCAAGAGCGUGCCAGUCAGAGGGAGAAGUCCACCCUGCUAAGGAACAGACUUGAUCCUAAGAGCUCUCGCCAGCGUUUCCAGAACUUCCACUAUCCCGAAACAGCAGAGCCUCUCUAUGCUGCCAAUCUGCUACAGGAAUUUUGCCGGCAGUGGUUGAGGCCAGAGCGCAACUCAAAAGAGCAGAUCUUAGAACUGCUGGUGUUAGAACAGUUCCUGACCAUUUUGCCCAGUGCAAUCCAGACCCAGAUGCAAAAACAUCAUCCACGGAGCAUCAAGGAGGCCGUGGCCCUAGUCAGACGCUUUCAGGGAGAAGUUGAUCAAUCAAGGAAUGAGAGUUUGUUGACCUUUGAAGAUGUGACCCUGACUUUUUCUCAAGAAGAAUGGGAGUUACUGGAUCUCCAUCAGAAGGUCCUCUACAACGAUGUGAUGCAGGAGAACUAUGAAAAUGCCAUCUCGCUGGGGUUAAAGCUCAAAAAUGACACUGGAAAUGAUCAACCUGUAUCUCCUCAGUUAGAAUUACAAGCACCAAAAGGCAAAGUAUUACAAAAAGUCAAAGUAAAAGUUCUCAAGAAAACAGCUGGCAGAGAAAAUCAUGGUGACCAAAGGGUGAGGAAGCGAUAUCGGAAUUUUCCAGGAAGGAAGAGAAAGAAACAGUCAACAUGUAAGAGGGACUUGUCAAAAUGUUCCGCUCUUCCCAGGAAAUUCCACCCAGAGGAGAAGCCUUUUACAUGUCAACAGUGUGGGAAAAACUUCCGAAUGAACUUUGAACUUACUAGUCAUCAGAAAAUUCACAGUGAUGAGAAGCCCUAUAAAUGUCAACAAUGUGAUCGAAGUUUUAAGUGGAAUUCAGAUCUUAAUAAGCACCUGAUGAUACACCGAGGACUAAAACCCUACAAAUGUUCAUGGUGUGGAAAAAGCUUUAGUCUUAACACAAAUCUCCACACACAUCAAAGAAUACAUACAGGAGAAAAACCCUUCAAAUGUUAUGAUUGUGGAAAAAGAUUCAGUCAGAACUCUCAUCUUAUUAAGCACAAGAGAACCCACACAGGUGAGCAGCCCUAUUCAUGCAACAUAUGUAACAGAAACUUUAGCAGACGGUCAAGUCUACUCAGACACCAGAAACUUCACAACACAAAGGAAACUUGUCCCCUUCCCCCAGUCUGA
Elephantulus edwardii (Cape elephant shrew) is the source of this 1239-nucleotide messenger RNA. Its product is annotated as zinc finger protein 75D-like. NCBI's taxonomy places the organism in Eukaryota, Metazoa, Chordata, Mammalia, Macroscelidea, Macroscelididae. The record is from RefSeq and is a predicted model, not a curated record. Bases 1 to 1239 code for a protein of 412 amino acids. Gene Ontology annotation, molecular function: DNA-binding transcription factor activity, RNA polymerase II-specific; RNA polymerase II cis-regulatory region sequence-specific DNA binding. Gene Ontology annotation, biological process: regulation of transcription by RNA polymerase II. The transcript has a single exon.